GCCAAGGAUCGAAGGGCGGGCCGCCAUGCAGAGCCGGUGCACUAAAGCGUCCGAUGUUUGUAUUUACAUGUAACCCCUAACCUCCCAAUGGCAAACUACCAUUCGCAAAGUGAUAACCCUAACACCCCAUCACCGAUCAGCUAAACAGUGGUGCCACCAGCAUGACAAAGACCGCUACACCAGAGCGGCCAUUCACGGGUAGACCCUGCUCAUCGGUAAUACUACUAGGCACAACAACGCCCAUGAUGGUCCUUGCUACUCCGUUGGGCUUUAUCACCGAGGCGAUACCCAGGUUAGGGCUGUUGCCAGUGGAGGCGAACUGUAGCAAGCAAGAACCUGGGAUUAAGUGCAAACCGGUCCGAUGGUGGGUCGUUUGAUGUACCGGGUUAAUCGACUCCUGGCCGCCCUAGGUCCCGAACUAUACUACUAGUCGUCUCACAGCUAGCUUUUCCAUGCUAAUUGAGAAUUCUUUGGUAUACGUGGGAUUUUCCGGUAGUAUUCGGAUCACCAGCCUGCCAGAAAUAUCCCACUUUCGGAAAACACUCCGGAGGCACGGAGAGCCGGCAUAAUUAAGUAAGUAGUAGCUAAGGUCAAGCUUGAGUACGCUUAUUUCCUUUUCCCUCACAUGAUGCAAGAACACUAAUUGCUGGGGGUACAAGUAUUCUCGUCCAGCUUGGUGCAGCAAUGUUCCGUGAUCCCGUCAGCACAUUCUACCCAACAGUCAGUACAUACAGUGUGAAGCUAGACCAGUGAAAUGGUACGAAACCAACUUAGUGAUAUUGGUCAUUU
Molecule: messenger RNA, 789 nt
Organism: Colletotrichum navitas
Lineage: Eukaryota; Fungi; Ascomycota; Sordariomycetes; Glomerellales; Glomerellaceae
Exons: 1
Coding region: 162-377 (71 amino acids)
Source: RefSeq, a predicted model, not a curated record